UGGAACAGUGACCGCGCGGUUGCACAUUUUUUUGGUUUUUCGCAUGUACUAGGAGCAAGAAUUUAAACGAGUGGCGAGUGUAUUGCUGUCAAGUGCAACAAAGACUUGCCUUUGUGAUGUGGUGGCACCACCAACACACAGCAAGCAGUGCCAAUUUGAAGAAUAGAAAGAAAACCCCAUGGGAAUGCAAUUAAAACUCAACAAUAAUGGAUAUAUAGAUAAUUAAAAUAAAAACAACAAAAAAAAAUCAAUAUACCAAACAUAAAGCAACAGCACUCAACAACAAAUUCAUUAAUACAUCAGAGGAAAGAAAUAUAACAAAAAAAAACCAACCAAAGACAGCAUUUAAAAACAAAAACCUAAAAAAAAUUAAAACCUUUCAACUUGUAAAAAAAAAAAAAAUAAGAACAAAAAUCAUGUCUGAAAACAACAGCGAAAAUAAUGGCGACCAACAAGCCCAGGCUUCGGGGGAUGAACCUGUGGCCGAGAAUAAAAUGAAGUCUCGCCUUCGCAAAGGUGCCCUCAAGAAGAAGAAUGUUUUUAAUGUCAAGGAUCACUGCUUCAUACCGCGCUUCUUCAAGCAACCAACUUUCUGUUCACACUGCAAAGAUUUCAUAUGUGGCUACCAAUAUGGAUACCAGUGGAUGGGUUUUGGCAAGCAAGGUUUUCAAUGCCAAGUUUGUUCGUAUGUCGUUCACAAGCGUUGUCAUGAAUAUGUUACAUUUAUAUGCCCGGGAAAGGAUAAAGGAAUUGAUUCCGAUUCACCCAAAACUGUACACCAUUUUGAACCAUUCACAUACGCAGGACCCACAUUCUGCGAUCAUUGCGGUUCCCUAUUAUACGGCAUCUACCAUCAAGGUCUAAAAUGUUCAGCAUGUGACAUGAACGUGCAUGCACGUUGCCAAGAGAACGUGCCCAGCUUAUGUGGAUGUGAUCACACCGAACGACGUGGACGCAUUUUCCUGGAAUUAGGUGUUAAAGAUAAUACCUUAACAGUACUAAUCAAAGAAGGUCGUAAUCUCAUUCCAAUGGAUCCCAAUGGUUUAAGUGAUCCUUAUGUCAAAGUUAAAUUAAUUCCCGAUGAGCAUGAGAAAUGCAAAAAGAAGACACGCACCAUUAAGGCAUGUCUCAAUCCAGUUUGGAAUGAAACAAUCACUUAUGAACUGAAGGCAGAGGAUAAAGAUCGCCGAGUUCUUAUAGAAGUCUGGGAUUGGGAUCGAACCUCACGCAACGACUUCAUGGGUGCUCUAUCAUUUGGAAUCUCGGAAAUUAUUAAGAAUCCUGCCAAUGGCUGGUUUAAGCUACUCACCCAAGAUGAGGGUGAAUAUUACAAUGUGCCAUGUGCUGAUGCCACACAAGAUCUGCUGAAGCUUAAAUCUCAGAUGAGAAAAUCAUCACAAAAGAAACCAUUGGUAAUGCGUUCCGAAACCAACAGUCAAAGUCAGUCGAAAACUGAUAUGAUUAGGGCCAGUGAUUUCAAUUUCAUCAAAGUUCUGGGCAAGGGAUCAUUUGGCAAAGUUUUAUUGGCCGAACGCAAAGGCACCGAAGAGUUGUAUGCCAUUAAGAUUCUUAAAAAAGAUGUCAUUAUACAGGACGACGAUGUUGAGUGCACCAUGAUUGAGAAACGCGUCUUGGCCUUGCAAGAGAAACCGCCAUUUUUGGUCCAAUUACAUUCCUGCUUCCAGACUUUGGAUCGUCUAUUCUUUGUCAUGGAAUAUGUCAAUGGUGGCGAUUUAAUGUUUCAAAUACAACAAUUCGGAAAAUUUAAGGAGCCAGUUGCUGUGUUCUAUGCUGCCGAAAUUGCCGCUGGCCUAUUCUUUUUGCAUAGCAAAGGGAUUUUGUAUAGAGAUCUGAAAUUGGAUAAUGUCCUAUUGGAUGCCGAUGGCCAUGUUAAGAUAGCCGAUUUUGGCAUGUGCAAGGAGAAUAUUGUGGGUGAUAAAACAACAAAAACUUUUUGCGGUACACCGGACUAUAUAGCGCCUGAGAUCAUCUUGUAUCAGCCCUAUGGCAAAUCAGUCGACUGGUGGGCUUACGGUGUCCUUUUAUAUGAAAUGUUAGUGGGACAACCUCCAUUUGAUGGUGAAGAUGAAGAAGAACUUUUCGCCGCCAUAACAGAUCAUAAUGUUUCAUAUCCGAAAAGUUUAAGCAAAGAGGCCAAAGAAGCCUGCAAAGGUUUCCUAACAAAACAACCCAACAAACGAUUGGGAUGUGGACCCACGGGUGAAGAAGAUGUACGCUUGCAUCCAUUCUUUAGACGCAUAGACUGGGAAAAAAUUGAGAAUCGAGAGGUUCAGCCACCAUUUAAGCCAAAAAUUAAACAUCGCAAGGAUGUCUCCAACUUUGAUAAACAAUUCACUUCAGAAAAGACCGAUUUGACACCUACGGAUAAAGUUUUUAUGAUGAAUUUGGAUCAAUCGGAAUUUAUAGGAUUUUCGUACAUGAACACCGAAUAUGUGGUGCCCACAUAAAUGUCAGGCUAAAUGUUGACAACAGGAUAGGCAUUUAAUAGGCAAGAAAAUGACUGAGUGCUGGCAAGAAAAACGGUUUAAGGACAACAACACACAAAACAGUCAAAUAGCAAAACAACAACAAAAAGGACUGUAGACGUUGGCCAAAACGUGAGGAAUGAUCACUCCUAAAAAAUGAUAUUGUUUAUAAUAAAUAUUAUUAUUUAUAGAUUUAAAAUUUUUUUAAUUUUGUUUUUGAAAUAUAAUUUCUAGUGUAAAUUUGUGAAAAAUAUUAGUUUUUAUAAAACAAAAAAGAAAAAAAGACAGAGCAAUAUUAUUAACAGAAGAAUCUUGAAAAUAAUCCAAUUACGUUAUACAACAGUUAAGAAUUAUUUAAAUAAAUUUCUUUUUUGGAAUAAUUCAUAUGUUUUUAUACAUGUAUAUGUUGAAAAUUUGUAUAGGAUUUUUUGUGUUUUUGUUUUUCUUGGAUUUUUGUAUGUAUAUUUAAUUUGUUACAUAUCAACCAACAAUCGACCUUAAGCAAUAUUAGUUUAUCUCUCAAAUUCCAAAAGAACAAAAAAAAAAUAACGAACGAACGAAUUUAAAAAUAUAUUUUCAAAAGAUUUUGUUUCUAAACCUUCGGAUUUAUUAAAAAAGCGAGAAACAUUUUUUGUUUUUAAAAAUGAAUAGUAAAUUACUUUAGCAUCCAUUUAGGGCAGAAAAUAGAGAAAGAUCGGAUGCGAAUAUCUAUAAUACAUUCCGAAAAGUCAUUUCACAGCAAAACCCCAUAUCAUAACAUACUCAUAGCAUACACAGCAAGUUUUAAUAUCCUAGUAUGAAAAUAAUACAUCAAGUAAAUUUGGAAAAAAAAGAAAAAACAUUGGAAAUAUCUGAAAAAGGAUUUAAAGCUAAAGGUCUGAAAAUGAAUAGCCACAGGGCUGGGACACUUAUCUUGAGUGUCAUUUAUGCAGUUAGUAUUUAAGAACAUUUUUGAAAUUUUUAAAAUCUCUUUUAGGUGUUUUAUAACAAAAACAAUAAAAAUUUAAUUCUACGUGUAUAUCUUUCGGCCUUCUAAGCAUAUCUUUUACAAUAUUAUCCACACACUGAUGGUAAAGAUGGCAUUAAUAAGUAUCUUUUUGAAAACUGUCUUCAAUUGCAAAACGAAAUUUUAAAAGCUUUUUAGAUGACUAUUCUAAAUUUGUAGACUCUCCAUUCUAACCAUAGCUUCCACGCCUUAUUAAACACAAGAAAAAGCCUAUUUUUUCCAAAAGAAUAAUUUAAGGAAAAAAUUAUUGCAAAUGCUUUUCAUCUUUAAGGAUUUUUUUAACUGUUACUUUCUUCCACAACUAUUUUUUAUUACAUUUUUAAUUUCAAAUAUCAAGUGUUAUUAAAUUUUUGUGUUAAAGAACAUUUUGUGUAACUCUUUCUUAGGAGAAAAUUUCAUUAAAAAUCUGUCUUUAGAGAUAAUUUAGUUAAAUUUUUGACUUUAGAGAAAAUUUCAUUAAAAUUCGGUCUUCUGGGAAAAUUUCACAAAAAAUUUGUUUUCAGAGAAAAUUUCAUAACAGAUUUUGUCUUUAAAGAAUAUUUUAUUGAAAUUUUGUCUUUAUAGAAAAUGUCAUUAAAAUCUUGUCUUUAAAAAAAAUUUUAUUGAAAAUUUUAUCUUUCGAGAAAUAUUCACUGAAAUUUUCUCUUUAGCGAAAAUGUCAUUAAAUUUUGUCUCUAUAGAAAAUGUUAUUGAAUUUUUGUCUUCAGAGAAAAUGUAUGGAAAUUUUGUCUUCAGAGAUAAUUUCAUUGAUAAAUUUGUCUUCAGAGCAAAUUUCAUAUAAUUGCAUAUAGCUCCCACUUUGUACUUAAAGGGUAGGUGUAGGGUAUUAUACAGUCGGCAAUGCCCGACUUUUGUCUUUCCUUACUGGUUUUAAAUUAAAACCUUAUUUUAAUUUUAUGUUGCUUUGGAGAAGAUCUUAAUGAUCGCAGACUUCUUUGCAAUGAUCAGAAGAUACCACAACACCAACUUUUGGUUAAGAAAGUCUCAUCGAAUACUUUUAGGUGUGAAGGCAUCAAGGGCCGUACGUUGGUAGGUUGUACUUAUAUCGAGUUUAUUGCGAAAACGAAUUUUAUAGUACACUGAAUACGACAACAACCAAGCUCAGCACCUUGUCUGCUACACUGAUAGAAAAAUUAAGGUACUUUUCCAAUACCGCCUGGUAUUAUUUUGUUCGCGUCAUCGGCAAAAUUGUUAAUACCAUUUGCUAUCAAUUCAAUACCGCCUGGUAUUAUUUUGUUUGCAUCAUUGGCAAAGAUUUUAAAUACCAUUUGUUAUAAAUGCAAUACCAGACAAAGGAGGCUAUUAAGAAUCAACAGAGUCACAUUUGUAUUCUUGUCAUCGCGCAUUUAUUGUCCGAUGUCGUCGAAAUUUGGAACAGUGAGUAAAGUUAGGCCCCUCGACAUUUUUCUGCAAUAUGGCACAGAUCGGUCUAGAUUUGGAUAUAGCUGCCAUAUAGACGAGUCUCUCGAUUUAAGGUCUUGGGCCCAUAAAAGACGCAUUUAUUGGUCUAUUUUGCAAAAAUUUGGGACAGUAAGUUGUGUUAGGCCUAUCGACAUCCUCCUUCUAUUUGGCCCAGAUCGGUCCAGAUUUAGAUAUAGCUGCCAUAUAGACCGAUCUCUCGAUUUAAGGUUUUGGGCCCAUAAAAGGCGCAUUUAUUGUCCGAUUAAGUCGAAAUUUGGCACAGUGAGUUGUGUAAGGGUCUUCGACUUUCUUCUUCAAUUUGGCUCAGAUCGGUUUAGUUUAGGAUAUAGCUGCCAUAUAGACCGAUCUCUCGGUUUAAAGUCUUGGCCCCAUAAAAGGCAUAUUUAUAAUCUGAUUUCGCUCAAAUUUGUCACAGUGACUUAUGUUCGGCUUUUUGACAUUUGUGUCGUAUAUGGUUUAGAUCGGUCGAUAUUUGGAUAUGGCGACCAUAAAGAACAAUAUUUUGUUCUGCAAAAUUAAACAGUGAUUUGUAUCUAUUAGACCACACAAUAUCCGCGCAUUCGCAAUUCGGUCCAAAUCGGACCAUAUUUCGAUAAAGCUGCUAUGGGGGCAUAAAUUAUGCAUUUUUCAUCGAAUUAUAACGAAAGGUGGUUUACAUAUAUCCGAGGUGGUGGGUAUCCAACGCCUUUUUACUUGUUGUUAUUAUUGACACAAAUAAUUAAAAUAAAAUUAAAUUAAAAUUAUUUUCAAUGUUUUUUUUUGGUCAAUUAGGGGAUGGAAUAAUCAAUAACGGUUUGGUUCUAAAACCAACAACGUCUGGUGCUAAAACCAAUAACAGAUUGGUAUUAAAACCAGUACCAGUUCGGUAAUACUAAUCAUUUAAUGUUUCAUCCAUACCAUCAGGCAUUGUUUUUGUACCAUACAGUUUUGCUUUAUUAUUAAUACUGUAUGGUACAGAAAUGAGCCCGUUUGGUAUCAACUUUUCUCUGGGUAUAGUUGCUCAUUUUCUAAUGCAUGUUUUUGUGUGUAUUGUAGUGAUAGUUUUUAUUGUCCACGCAACCACAAUGAGCUCCAUCGUAAACACAUUUCACUGUGCAUCUUUCGGAAGAUGUAUCCAUAGCUUCGGAAGCUAGACAAAGGCAACAUCUCCCGCUGUUGCCCUAAGUGUCUAGAUUUGAAUCCUGGCCGGGCUCCGCCGAAUUUUCAUUUCACAGGUUAUUUUGCCUAUCAAGGCUACAGAAGAUGAGAAUACAGAAGGGAUGGAAUGUAUUCAAUUAUAGUGCACACAUUACAGAUCGCAUUGUAGAUAGGGCUUUCUUGAAUUUAUACAAAGAUUUUCAUAUCGAUGCACACAGAUCUUUAAAUUCUACAUUUAAUCACAUUACAGAAAUAUCUUCUGUGGUUUUGUGGCCUCAAAAUGUCGUUUUUGCCGGGCUUUAAUAGAUCCAAAAACGAUUCUUUUUGAUUUAUUUAUGUGUUUGACUUAUAAAAUUUAACAAAUAAAGGUCAAGGAUGGUUUUUUUCGUUUUAGCCAUUCAUAACUAUUACUUAAAACUUGCGAAUCAGCUAAAUUCAUGCUUCACCUCAUUUUCCAUGAAAAUUAAAUAUUAUUACGUUUCAAUUAUGUUAACUAAUUGUUACUACAUGUAAUAAAUUCAAAAGGAUACUUACCAUCUUAAGAUGAGCUCUUCAAAAACAUUUCGCCUUUUAUAGAUCCAUAUAUAAAACAGUAGAAUAUGGUUUCUCCAACAAUCAAAAACAAAAAACAUAACACCUUGGCAGUCUGUUUUAAUAUUAAGUGAAAAAGCACAAUGUAACCUUUAAUAUAUGAUUAAAGAUAUUUUCUCUCAUUUUUCCAUUUUCAUCAAAGUGACACUGAAAAUAGAUUAAAAAAAAAACAAAAACAACAUUGAAACCAAAAAAACUUUAAAAAUCGUAAAAAAAACGUAAUAGCAAAAUUUUUCAAAUAACUUUAUUUCAUAACUUAAAAAUAAAACACAGCUCGCCCAUAAUGUUAGCCCCUGCAUUAGGCGAGCAGGAAAAAAUGUUUUUCUAAAAGAAAUAAAACAAAACUCUAAUAUAAAACUAAGAAAAAUCGCUGAAUUUAAAA
Stomoxys calcitrans (stable fly) is the source of this 7024-nucleotide messenger RNA. RefSeq names its product protein kinase C, brain isozyme (gene Pkc53E). NCBI's taxonomy places the organism in Eukaryota, Metazoa, Arthropoda, Insecta, Diptera, Muscidae. Gene Ontology annotation, molecular function: diacylglycerol-dependent serine/threonine kinase activity; ATP binding; zinc ion binding. Gene Ontology annotation, biological process: protein phosphorylation. The record is from RefSeq and is a predicted model, not a curated record. The transcript has 16 exons. Bases 417 to 2468 code for a protein of 683 amino acids.